Molecule: messenger RNA, 3241 nt
Organism: Raphanus sativus (radish)
Lineage: Eukaryota; Viridiplantae; Streptophyta; Magnoliopsida; Brassicales; Brassicaceae
Exons: 6
Coding region: 1141-3162 (673 amino acids)
Source: RefSeq, a predicted model, not a curated record
GGGAGAAAAAAAAACUGAAAUUCAAAAAAUUCAAAGUGAUUUCGUUCGUCUAUCAAAAGUUCAAAACUAGCCGUCAAAAAAUAUCUCCAUCGAUUUCGUCGCAUCGUCUCUCUUCGCUUCUUCACUUGUCUGCGAUGUCUACUACUACUACCAGAAAGAGCGAGCACUAAGAGAUCACGCCCAGAGCCGCGAUCGCUCAAGAAGCAAGCAGCACCGAGCUCAAAACUCCAGGACGAAUUGGAGGAUCUCGAUGUUUCCAGCGAUCUGAAAGGAAUCGUGUCGGCGUUGCAGGAAAUCAGAGAGAAAGCAGACGAAGGGAGGAUGGAGGGGAGAAGAAAGAAGAAAGCAUCUCCAGGUGUUCGAUCAUUUUACUUUGGAACUUGAUAUCGAUUGAUCUCUGGGGGUCCUUGUAUCGCAAAUAUGCUUGUUUGAUAGAUUUAGAGCUCAUUUGAUUUCACAGAUAGAGAGAACGUUUAGUUGUGUUUUCUCUUCUCUGCUCUUUAGCUUGAUAGCUGAAUCUUGCUUUAAUAAUCCAUGUGGUGAAUAUUUCUUCUGGCACUGAGGUUAAGUCAAAGAUUGACGAGUUGAAGUCUAAACUUGAGAAAGAAAGGUAAAAGGCUGAGGAUCUGUGGAUGACUGAUCUUUUAUGCUUUGUUAAUCUUGGUUUACAAAAUGGGAUAUAAACGGAAUCCUGAUGAUGAACUCUGCCCUUGGCGUACAAUCUGCAGACAGAACUUUUCCAAAGCACUUGCAAAGAGUUCCAAGCAAAGUUGAUUUGAGUAGUUAGAAAGCUUACAGAGAGCUGACCUAAUACAUAUUUGCAGUGUGAGAGUAUCUUGAAGGACGAAGUUGCCAAGUUUGAGGAGCUUCAUCACAAGUCCAUGAAAGAAAAAGCUGAUCAUCUACAGGGUCUGAAAGGGCAGAAGGAGAAGACAAUGAUAUCGGACCAGGAGAGGUUCUGCACAGAAAAGUACUUGCUCAACUGGAAGACUCGCUGAAGAAAAAGAAACGGGUAAAUAAGCAGCCUUACCAUUUAGUUGUUAUCUCUAAGAUAUAUACUUCUUUUAUCUUGUUAUGUGUGACUGAACCCUGAAUUUUUGGGGUGUGUAUGAUGACAAAACUUUCAACAUAUUGAGGAAAAUGAAGCUUCUGAUGAAGAGUUCCCCCCUGAUGAGUAAAAGAUUAACGUUCCUUAACUUGACGCUUCCAAAAAGUACCAUGGCCAUUAGUAGUGGGGUACCAAUCAAAGAGGCAGAGAAAAAAAUACUCCAAAGGUCCUCAACCUUUUUUUCUCUAGUGUUAAGAAGCUUCCCGAGAAGCAGGCAAGACGAGAGAGUGGGGCUAGUGAUUGAUAUGGGUAACAUAUGGGGGAUCUUUAAGUCAAGUCAUGGAGCUUCUCAACCACAGAUAUUGCCUGUUCACGGUCAUUUCUUACAACCUACAUCGUUUAUAGUUAAUUGCUCUGGUUGCUCUGAAAUUAAGAGUGAUGCACAGGGCUACUUCCGCUUUGAGUGCAACUUCUAUGUCCAUAAAGAAUGUGCGGAGUCGCCCUUAGAGAUCGACCACCCUUCUCAUUCACACCCUCUCAAGCUCCGUUGGUGCGGACCACCUGGUUAUAGUGACAAAUGUUGUUGCUUGUGUGGAGAAACCCUUCGGCUUUUGGUUUACCAUUGUUCCACUUGUAACUUUAGCUUAGACACAGCUUGCGCGAGGAAGGACGAGAUUCCAAGCAUUGACUACCCCAAAGCACAUGAGCAUAGGCUUCACCUCUUGGCCAAGCGCGUCUCCUUUCCGUGUGCUUGUGGUAAAGACAUCCCUGGAGCUCCUUACUUGUGUCAUCAAUGCAACUUCAUGAUCCAUAGAGACUGCCUUGUACUCCCGCGUGUGAUACACCUCACACGCCACAAGCACCGGAUUUCUCGAAGCUACUUCAUUGGUCCUGGGAAGUUUUCUUGUGGAGUUUGUCGUCUUGAGUUGGACUGGAGGUACGGAGGAUACCGCUGCUCAAUUUGCCCUGAUUAUGUCAUCCAUCUGAGAUGUGCAACGAGAGAUGAUGUGUGGGAUGGAAUAGAUCAUUACGGCAAACCAGAAGAAGAAGAGGAGAUCGAAGAGCCAUUCCAAGUGUUAGAUGACAAUUUAAUUAAGCAUUUCAGUCAUGAACAUGUUCUCAAAUUCAACGAAGGUGGUCUUGUUUGUCAUGAAGCUACCCACUGCAGUGCUUGCGCUCUGCCGGUCUAUUUCGAUGCAUUCUACAUAUGUUGGGUUUGUGAUUAUGUUCUUCACGAGACCUGCGCAAAUCUUCCCCGGAAGUUAAGGCACGAGCUACACAAGCACACACUUACUCUACGACCAAACACUACUCCAGAUGAGGAGCAUGGUUAUAACUUAUUCCACUGCACUGUAUGUAAGCGGCUCUGCAGUGGAUUCAAGUACGUAUGUAGCAAACCUUGCGAUGUCCAGAUAGAUGUACGAUGUACUUCAGUUAGGGAGCCGUUCAUCCACGAAAGCCAUCCGCAGCAUCAGUUAUUCUUUACCUCCCCAGAAGCCAAGUACUGUGGUGCUUGCGGAGCGAAUGCAUCCACCGUGUUGAACUGCGUUGAUUGUGGCUUCGCUUUGGGAUAUGACUGCGCCACUUUGCCUAACAAGGUCAAGCACAAAUGCGACAGACAUUUUCUCUCUGUCUGCUACGGAGAAGAGGCGAGUGGGCAGUACUGGUGCGAGGCGUGCGAGAGAAAAGUCAACCCGAGUACAAGAUUCUACACGUGUGAAGAUUGCAGCUCCACUCUUCAUAUCAAAUGCGUGAUCGGGGAAUUCACAUUCUGGAGACCAGGGAAGAUGGCCAUAUCACGUUACGAAGUAGCAAUCGUUCCUAAUGUUUUCGCGUCUCGGCCGUAUUGUUAUAUGUGCCAGUCCCGUUGCGAAGACACAACAGGUGUCAUAUAUAUCUCAGGGGAGUAUAUAUGUUCCUCUAGAUGCUUACAAGACGAUCUGAAAGGAAUCGUGUCGGCGUUGCAGCAAAUCAGAGAGAAAGCACAGGGGGAUGGCCGUGAGAAGAAAGAAGCAAAGCAUCUCCAGGUUAUACUUAGAAGAAUCAAAGUUUUCACGUACUAUGCUUCUAAAUCUCGUUACGAUCAUAUGCAGUUGUGCUGGAUCGGUACCUAAGUGUGAAUAGUUGAAUACUAUAAAUUUGAGUGAGACUGUGAGACCUUCAAAUAAUUCAAAAAAGAGUUAUUGUCUGUGU